CUGAAGAAGCCCGGUUCGGUGGAGGCGGUCGAGGAGUGUCCUACGGGAAAACUGCUCCUCAUCGGCUACAAUCGCAGUCUGAUUGCCCUCUGGGACUACGAGCGGCAGACGCUGGUGAAGCACUUUAUCAUUGAGCAGCAACUGGAGUCGCUCAGCUGGCACGCGGACGGUCAGCGCUUCAUCAGCUCGCACAACGACGGCUCCUACAUUACCUGGGACGUCGACAGUGGCAGCGACCAGCAGCAUUCGUCCUCUUCUAAGCUGCCCUACGGACCGUUUCCCUGCAAGGCGAUCACCAAGAUUCUCUGGAGCAGUACCGCUAAUGGAGAAUUCUUCAUCUUUGGCGGCGGCAUGCCGCGUGCCUCGUACAGCGACAAAGAGGUGGUCUCUAUACUCUUCUCGCAGACGUCGGAAAACCUCACCAGAGAGAAGAACCAGGUGCUCGACUUUACCUCCAAGGUCAUCGACUUUCUGCUGGUGCCUUCAGCUGCCGACUCACCGACCAGUGCUGGUCCUGAAGCGCUGGUCGUCCUCGUCGAGGAGGAGAUCGUCGUUAUUGACCUGCUCGCCGAGGACUGGCCGCAGCACAAGCUGCCCUACCUCAGCUGUCUGCACUCGUCGCCGAUCACCACAUCGGCGCACUACUCCGCCGUGGCCGGCAGCAUCUGCAGUCGCCUGCUGGAGGCGGGAAAUAGCAGCAGCGGUGGCGGCAGCAUCACCUCACCAUCCGUUUCCUCCUCCUCCGGGGCUGGCUCCUCAAAGUACAGCACCAACAGCUGGCCCAUCACCGGUGGCAUCAGCAAGUGCCCUCACCAUCACAAUCAACAGCAAGCCGCUUCAGCAGCCUCGAGCGAAGGCUCGCCCAAAGACCUGCUCAUUACCGGGCACGAGGACGGCACGGUUCGCUUCUGGGACGCCUCGAGCACCUCGCUGAAGCACCUCUACACACUGGCCACCGCGCGGCUCUUCCUCUCCGCCGACGACGACUUUGCGAUGAUUGACGGCGACGAGGGCGGCGAUGAGCAGCUGGCGAGAACGCACGAAGACGACGAGACGGAUGAGUGGCCGCCCUUCCGGAAGGUGGGCAACUUUGACCCCUACACCGACGACCACCGCCUGGCCGUUCGCAAGAUUGCCCUCUGCCCGGUGAAGGGCGUCCUGGCGGUGGGCGGCACCGCCGGCCAGGUCAUUGUCUUUGAUCUGGCUGGAGCCGCCUCAGAGCGAGCCGUGGGCGGCGAGCCGGCGCUCACCACGCUCAAGCUGAACCUGGUGGACGACAAGGACGGCUUUGUGUGGAAGGGUCAUGGAGCGUUGCCGGUAAGAGCUGUUGGUAAACCAAAGGCCAGCUCUUCGGGUUCUGGCUACCAGCCGCGAACGCUGCUGCAGAUCACCCCGCCGGCGGCGGUGACCGCCCUCGCCGUGGGCAGCCAGUGGUCGGUGGUGGCCGCCGGCACCGCCCACGGCUUUGGCCUGGUCGAGUACGUCCGCCAGUGCGUGCUGAUCUGCAAGACGACGCUGAAGGCGGCCGGCCAUGCCUCGGUGGCCGGCGGCGAGGCGCUGAUCAGUCGGCGAAAGUCCUUCAAGAAGAGCCUCAGGGAGUCAUUUCGCCGCCUGCGAAAGGGCCGCUCGCAGAAGGGGAAACGGCCCGGAGCGGCUGGAGCAGCUACUACCACAACCGGAGUGACAACCAAGUCCACUGGAAGACUGAUGGGCGGCGCUGAAGAGGUGGAGACUAGGCCGGUGGAGCGGCAGAUUGAGGCGCGCACCGAGGCGGACAUGAUGAGCUCCAUGGUGCGCUACCUCUACUUCUGCACGGCGGUCAUUGUAAAUAACACCCUCUACCCGUCCUUCUGGGUGGGCACCAACGCCGGCACCGUCUUCAUCUACAUUCUCGCCUCGGACAAGGCGGCGCCGGCCACCGUCUGGCAGCUGGCGAAGGAGGUGCAGCUGCAGCACAAAGCGCCCAUUGUCUUCAUUCGCCUGGUCGACUCUACGGGGACGCCGGUGCCCGAGUCGACGGGAGUGCCUAAGCAGCAGCAUCUGCAUCAUCAUCAUCAGCCCCACCAAUCCCAUCACCAGUCAUCCUCGGCGGUGGUCAGCACUCGAGUGCUGAUCUGCUCGGAGGAGCAGUUUAAGCUCUUCAGCCUGCCGCACUUCAAGACGCUGAACAAAUUCAAGCUGACGGCCCACGAGGGAGCGCGCGUCCGCCGCCUUGAGGUGGCCACCUUCGCCUCGAAGGCAAACGAAGGCAGCGUGGAGCACUCGCUGGAGUGCCUUACCAACCUGGGGGACGUCAGCCUCUUCUCGCUGGUGGACUUUCGCCGCAAGUACCAGUGUCACUUUCUGAAGAAGGAGGACAUCAACGGCAUCACCAGUUUGCUGCUGACCAAGUUUGGCGAGGGCUUCUACCUGAAGUCCAGCAGUGAGUACCAGCGCUUCACCCUCAGCUCCAAGCGGACCAACUACCCCGAGUGCUUUAUUCAGCUCCCAGAGCCGGAAGCUGAGCCGGUGAAGGAGCAGGAAGAAACAGAGGUUGCAGAAGUGGUGGCUGAAGAGGCGACGACAGUUGUUGAGUCUGCUGAAAAUAAGGUCGAAGAGGUGAAGGUGGUCAAUGGAAUCGGCUCAGAAGAAGAUCACGAGGACACGCAGAACAAGCAGAACAACACGACCACAGUCCUCGACACGACCAUCACCUCGACCACCUCUUCAGCUACAACACACAACAGCAGCGGCAACACCACCUUCAUCUCGCAUAAUCACAGCAGCUCCUUCAACAACACCGUUGAGAGUGUCAUUAACCACCUGUGUGAAGCCGUUGAGGCCGAUAAGCUGUCGCCAUCUCCGGCUAAGAAUGGCGUUGCCUCCGCUGCCUCCUCUCCCACAACCACCACCACCACCAACAACAACAAUGUCGUGACCUCCAAUGGAUCAGUCGCCGGGGGUGACAAGAAGGAAAAGGCCGUUUAG
This is a messenger RNA of Rhagoletis zephyria (snowberry fruit fly), 2967 nucleotides long. The record is from RefSeq and is a predicted model, not a curated record. NCBI's taxonomy places the organism in Eukaryota, Metazoa, Arthropoda, Insecta, Diptera, Tephritidae.